Mercurialis annua (annual mercury) is the source of this 1841-nucleotide messenger RNA. RefSeq names its product low affinity inorganic phosphate transporter 1-like. Gene Ontology annotation, cellular component: membrane. The record is from RefSeq and is a predicted model, not a curated record. Lineage: Eukaryota; Viridiplantae; Streptophyta; Magnoliopsida; Malpighiales; Euphorbiaceae. The coding region runs from base 79 to 1596 and encodes 505 amino acids. Gene Ontology annotation, molecular function: phosphate transmembrane transporter activity. Gene Ontology annotation, biological process: phosphate ion transport; transmembrane transport. The transcript is spliced from 2 exons.
UAUUUAGUCAUAGUUAUAUAUAUAAAGCCUAACGGUUUGAUUUGUUGUUCGAAAAAUUUUCAUUUUAAGGGGAAAUUUAUGGGACGUGAACAAGAAGUGCUUAAUGCACUUGAUGUAGCCAAAACACAACUGUACCAUUUUACAGCAAUAAUAAUUGCCGGGAUGGGAUUUUUCACGGAUGCUUAUGAUCUUUUUUGUAUAUCUUUAGUGACCAAAUUGCUUGGCAGAAUAUAUUACCAUAAGGACGGUUCUGAUACUCCUGGAUCUUUACCGUCGAACGUCUCGUCUGCCGUUAAUGGUGUUGCUUUUGUCGGAACACUUGCGGGGCAGCUUUUGUUUGGUUGGCUCGGUGAUAAAAUGGGCAGAAAAAAAGUUUAUGGAAUGACUUUGAUGCUUAUGGUGGUUUGUUCUAUUGCUUCAGGUCUUUCUUUUGGUAACACUCCAACUUCUGUUAUGUCUACUCUUUGUUUCUUUCGAUUCUGGCUUGGGGUCGGGAUCGGUGGCGACUACCCUCUUUCGGCUACAAUCAUGUCGGAAUAUGCUAAUAAAAAGACUCGCGGGGCUUUCAUUGCUGCUGUUUUUGCAAUGCAAGGUUUUGGUAUCUUGGCUGGUGGGAUGGUUGCUCUAGUCGUCUCGGCUGCGUUUGAGUCGAAAUUUCCUGCGCCGAGUUAUCAGGUUGAUCCUCUUGGUUCGACUGUUCCUCAGACUGAUUUUGUCUGGAGAAUUAUCUUGAUGUUUGGUGCAAUUCCAGCCGCACUUACUUAUUAUUGGCGUACGAAAAUGCCCGAAACUGCACGUUACACUGCAUUAGUCGCCAAUAACGCGAGACUGGCCGCUUCUAAUAUGUCAAAAGUACUUCAGGUUGAUUUGGAAGCAGAACAUGAUGAAGCUGAACAAAGCAGAGGAAAUGGUUAUGGCCUAUUCAGUAAACAAUUUCUCGCUCGCCACGGACUUCACUUGCUCGGAACAACGACCACUUGGUUCUUGCUAGACAUUGCAUUCUACAGUCAGAAUUUGUUUCAGAAAGAUAUUUUCAGUGCCAUCGGAUGGAUUCCGAAGGCGAGCACAAUGAAUGCGCUCGAAGAGGUUUAUAAAAUUGGCAGAGCACAAACUCUGAUUGCUCUCUGCAGUACAGUUCCGGGUUACUGGUUUACUGUUGCUUUAAUUGAUAGAAUGGGAAGAUUUGCUAUUCAAUUAAUGGGAUUCUUUUUCAUGACAGUUUUCAUGUUUGCUCUAGCCAUACCUUACCAUCACUGGACUUUACCGAAGAACCGUAUCGGGUUCGUCGUUAUGUACUCACUAACUUUUUUCUUCGCAAAUUUCGGUCCAAACACGACCACAUUUGUCGUGCCCGCGGAGAUUUUUCCAGCGAGAUUAAGGUCGACCUGCCACGGUAUAUCAGCUGCGUCGGGAAAAGCAGGGGCGAUGGUCGGUGCAUUCGGGUUUCUGUUUGCUGAAAAUGGAAUGGGUGUGAGGAAGGCACUUUUAAUUCUUGGUGGACUCAAUUUCUUGGGGUUGUUGUUUACACUUUUGAUACCUGAAUCUAAAGGUAAAUCGCUUGAAGAAAUUUCUGGUGAAGGUGAGGAACGGAACUGAAACGAAGUGUCUAAAAUUAGGCUAUGUUUUUGUGUAAUCAUAAUAUAGCAUAACCUGAAAUAGAUGUAUCAUCAAAAUCAGAUAGGUCAAAAAAAAACACUAUGAUUAUGUGUAUAUGAUUAUGAUGAAUUUGAAGUCUAAGAUUUACUAAUCUCUUGAGACUAAAUUGUCAAGUUUCUCACGUUGCAAGUGAAAAAAAAAGGAGUGGAAAACUUAGCAUUACUUAAAUAGUUAAAUGUCAAAAA